CAAAGAAGAAAUGCAAGUCACUGACAACCUCACCUCUGUGCCUGGGAACAACAGUCUGUGCACUAGAGAUUAUAAAAUCACCCAGGUCCUCUUCCCGCUUCUCUAUACUGUUCUAUUUUUCGUUGGACUCAUCACAAACAGUCUGGCAAUGAGGAUUUUCUUUCAAAUCCGCAGUAAAUCAAACUUCAUUAUUUUUCUUAAGAACACAGUCAUUUCAGAUCUUCUCAUGAUUCUGACUUUUCCGUUCAAAAUUCUUAGCGAUGCCAAACUGGGAACGGGACCGCUGAGAACCUUUGUGUGUCAAGUUACCUCUGUUGUAUUUUAUUUCACAAUGUAUAUCAGCAUUUCAUUCCUAGGACUGAUCACUAUUGAUCGCUACCAGAAGACCACCAGGCCAUUUCAAACAUCCAAUCCCAGCAAUCUCUUGGGGGCUAAGAUUCUCUCUGUGGUCAUCUGGGCAUUCAUGUUCUUACUCUCUUUGCCUAACAUGAUUCUGACCAACAGGAGACCAAGAGACAAAAAUGUGAAGAAAUGCUCUUUCCUCAAAUCAGAAUUUGGUCUGGUCUGGCAUGAAAUAGUCAAUUACAUCUGUCAAGUCAUUUUCUGGAUUAAUUUUUUAAUUGUCAUUGUAUGUUAUACACUUAUCACAAAAGAACUGUACCGGUCCUAUGUAAGAACAAGGGGCCCAGGCAAAGUCCCCAGGAAAAAGGUGAAUGUCAAAGUUUUCAUUAUCAUUGCUGUAUUCUUUAUUUGUUUUGUUCCUUUCCAUUUUGCCCGAAUUCCUUACACCCUGAGCCAAACCCGGGACGUCUUUGACUGCAUUGCUGAGAAUACCCUGUUCUAUGUGAAAGAGAGCACUCUAUGGUUAACUUCCUUAAAUGCAUGCCUGGAUCCAUUUAUCUAUUUUUUCCUUUGCAAGUCCUUUAGAAAUUCCUUAAUAACUAUGCUGAAGUGCCCCAAUUCUGCAACACCUUCAUCCCAAGAAAACAGGAAAAAAGAACAGGACGGUAGUGACCCAAGUGAAGAGACUCCAAUGUAAACAAAUUAACCAAGGAAAUAUUUCAAUCUAUUGAUGUUCAGAACUUC
Molecule: messenger RNA, 1086 nt
Organism: Carlito syrichta (Philippine tarsier)
Lineage: Eukaryota; Metazoa; Chordata; Mammalia; Primates; Tarsiidae
Gene: P2RY12
Product: purinergic receptor P2Y12
Exons: 1
Coding region: 11-1039 (342 amino acids)
Biological process (GO): G protein-coupled receptor signaling pathway; blood coagulation
Cellular component (GO): membrane
Molecular function (GO): G protein-coupled purinergic nucleotide receptor activity
Source: RefSeq, a predicted model, not a curated record